GCCCUUAUCUCUCCCACCUUCCCAUCUCAUCUGCCUCUCCCUCUUCCCCAUUCUAUCUAUCCACUACUCCCUCCCUCUUUCUCGCUCUCCUUCCCUCAGCUCCACUACACAACGUGCCCACACCAGACACAGGCUGCAGAAGGAAAGUUGGCCCCAUCUAUAGCCCUGUACAUCAGUCCUGUACAGCAGCAGUUCCCCAUUCCCAUCCAUCCCUCAGUGGCGGCUCCUGCUUUGACUGUGUAUGUGCCAGUCUGGUACCUCGCUGAUGAUCGCUGGGCUCACUUGCUGCUUAGGAAACAAACCUGCCCGACAUCAAGUCUGUAGAUCAGAAACCCGACCACGUCGCUUUCAUGGAGCGGAUGGAGCGAUCUGGCCACAAUUAGCUCUGUGCUAAUCCCCAACUUACUUCGGUGCUGCCUGCCACCGCCACAGUCGCCCUUUCACCUUGCAAAGGAAGAUAAAAGCCAUUAGGCAAAUGUGACCGGUAUUUCCUACUUACAACUGGUGCCACGGAAGCAAGUAAAAUAACCAGAUGCAUAAUAUGGAUGGUUUAAUUGAACAGAACAAUGUGCUGAUGCAUAAUAAAAUCACAGAGGCUGGGAAAAAGAAUGGCUUAAUCAACACCAGAAAUUUAAUGGCCGAAAAUAAAGAUGGGAUGGUAUCUGUGUAUCCAACCCCUCAAUACCAGAGCCACGUUGUUGGAAAUAUUUCGCCGCUGACUGGAAGAGACAAAAUUAAAAAUGAACCCGUUCAGCAACUCUUGGAUCCAAACAUGCUUCAAAAAACUGUGGAGUCCCACUACCGGCCAAAUAUUAUUCUGUAUUCGGAGAAUGUCUUGCGCUCUUGGGGAGAGAAUGUCAGCACUGAGUGUUGUGAAACCACAUUUAUAGAAGACAGAUCGCCCACCAAAGACAGUCUUGAUUACCUGGAUAGCAAGUUCAUAGACCUUUCAUCUGAAGACAUCAAAAUUCAUACUCUCUCAUAUGACGUUGAAGAAGAGGACGACUUCCAGGAGCUGGAGAGCGACUAUUCAAGUGACACAGAAAGCGAAGACAACUUCUUAAUGAUGCCACCGAGGGACCAUCUUGGCCUGAGUGUAUUUUCUAUGCUGUGCUGUUUCUGGCCUUUGGGUAUUGCAGCAUUUUAUCUGUCACAUGAGACGAACAAAGCGGUAGCCAAAGGUGACUUUCAUCAAGCCAGCUCCAGUUCCAGACGGGCCCUCUUCCUAGCCGUGCUGUCUAUCACCAUUGGAACAGGGAUAUAUGUUGGAGUGGCUGUUGCCCUUAUAGCCUACCUUUCAAAAAAUAACCAUUUAUGAACCUCAAAAGGCAUGUGACUAAUACAAAAAUGCACUGGGCCAAUGUGCAUAAAGAUGCUACGCUGAAGGCUGCCAAUAAAAAACAUUCGAGUCCAGCAGAUAUUUUUCAAGAAAUCUAAAUAUCUCUGUACAUAUUAAAUUUCAUGAAGUUUUCUGUUCAUAAUUGAAUGUACUUUUUUCAGCAUUUUGUAUGUAUUUGCUUUGGCAUCGUGCUAUACAGACAAGCAAAAAAAGGAAAAAAACUUUUUCUAAAGAUCAACCUGUGCCACGGUGUUGCCAUACUGUUUGGUAGCCUCACACAGCAAUUAGAUACGUUGUGUUGUGUUGAGGUUCCUAAUGAAUUACGGUGCCAGUAAAAUAUUGAAAAUCAUUCUGACACUCCGGGGUUCAUAUACAGCUCAUGUACGGUUUUCACACCAGCAUUCCAAUCAUUAAAAUUGAAAUACAGCAAUACAUAAGCAGCUUAAGCCACGAUUCAUUCUCAUGAGGUGAUAAAAUCAAUUUAACUAGUGCCCCAGGCAGAGAGUAAUGAAGCAAGUUUUGGUUAUCUAAAUGAACAUGGGGGUUUUCUGACCUUACACGUCUUUUCAGCUGCCUUAGAUCUCAUGGUAUUGAAUUUGUUCCAUCCACUAUAAGAACAGGUGGAAAAAAAGCAUGUCCAAAUAAAUGGAGCUGUUUUAGUGCUACUGUAUUGUUUGGUACAGAACAGAACUGCCCAUAAUCAUUAGACAUAGGGCCAUAACUGACUCAAAGGUACGGCAUGAUUAUUAUGCCACUAACCAUGCUAAUUGUUUCAGUCAUAUGUACUGUUAUAUAUUGUAAUUAAUGUUUAUUGCACAAUGCUUCCCGGUCAUUUCCUUUAUAUUCGCUAAAUAAAGGUUGUAAAGGAUGCAUGA
This is a messenger RNA of Xenopus laevis (African clawed frog), 2214 nucleotides long. It is a transcript of the gene syndig1.S, whose product is annotated as synapse differentiation inducing 1 S homeolog. The transcript is spliced from 4 exons. The record is from RefSeq and is a predicted model, not a curated record. Bases 533 to 1318 code for a protein of 261 amino acids. Gene Ontology annotation, biological process: positive regulation of synapse assembly; synaptic vesicle clustering. Lineage: Eukaryota; Metazoa; Chordata; Amphibia; Anura; Pipidae. Gene Ontology annotation, cellular component: postsynaptic density membrane; dendrite; early endosome membrane.